Pomacea canaliculata is the source of this 3820-nucleotide messenger RNA. RefSeq lists its product as uncharacterized. Bases 1664 to 2155 code for a protein of 163 amino acids. The transcript has 6 exons. NCBI's taxonomy places the organism in Eukaryota, Metazoa, Mollusca, Gastropoda, Architaenioglossa, Ampullariidae. The record is from RefSeq and is a predicted model, not a curated record.
AUUGGUGUGGAUACAUACCCGGCUCUAAUCACCCGACCGCUUAGUCGUCUCGCCAGAUAGCGAUACGGUCUCCAGUCGACUCCCUCGGGUGUCGUGCAGGUUGGUGCACAUCGAGGUUGGUGUCGCCACCCGCCCUUGUUUACCGUGGUACGGGUGUAACGACCAUGCGACGACAGCGACAGACGCUAGGUGUUCACGUAGGCAACGGACUGCGGGCGCAGGUACCCGAUAUAAGACGGACACAAAAGCCACAGCCUUGUCAGACCUAAAGCAGAUUUUGUGUCCUGCAAAAUUGCGUCGGAGUCGGUGCCGUUGAUCAAGCAUUGCUAAUGUCAUACGACUGCUGCAUGAAAAGAGGGAAUUGUGGGAGGAACGGGUGGAUCGUGGAUACCCGCCUCCUGAACUGCCAGAUUGUCGACGUGCGAGGUGCUGUCGAGCAGAAAUGUUUUGAACACAACCGCGAACAAUGGAAGACGUCAGAGGCCUUGGCUCCCUGACCAGACUUUAAUGCCUCGCCGGGUAGAUUUUCCACCCACCUGCCCCACACUUUGGUCGCUUGGGAAAACUGCGUGCCUCACCUACUGCGAACUCACUCCUGAUCGAUACAGGUAUGCUCCGCGACCUGCCAUCCGGUAUAAAAUUUGACCGUGGAAUAACCAGCUGAACGGCAACUCCCCUACCCGUCCACCCGUCCACCCGGUGGUGUGCUCAUUAUUUCAGAUCCCUCGCCGUCAAGAUUCUGAGACAAAUGUUCUGGAUUCCUGAAGUCUCGCUGUUUGGCUGAGGUUCUUAGUUUUGUGUGGUUGUUUGUACCCGUGAGAUUGUCUCGGGUGCAGAGUAACAGUCAACCUGCUGUUGUUUCUGGUGUUUGGAUUAACGCACAUCCCCGACUCCAUUGCCAGUCCAGACAUUUUGACUGACAUCCGGUUACGUCAGUAUUCGACGUCAAGUACUUGACGUCAAGUGUCACAUACGUCAUAUUCUGCUCUGACGUAGGAGAAUUGCGUAACACGUGGACAGAAGAUUCGAGAAGAUAAAACAAACCUCAGGACUCAGAAAAUAAUUCUGUACUAGCGACAACCUCGACAACAGCGUCUUCUUUACUGUAGCUAACGGAAGAGGUGGUGUAAGUGUACACAGAAGAAAGAAAAAAAGUUGUCGAAAUCAAAGCUUUAAAAAAAAAGGUGAAGGAGAUGGAGUUGAGUGAAAGUAAACAUUCAGGUUGAGGUUGAGCACAGACAGGGUAGUGGUGUAUGAAAAGCAGGAUCACUCAGGGUGUACUCAGUCACACCCGGCAUUUGAAGAGCGGUGGUGUCUGGUUACAUUCCCGGUCACCAGUCCCCGAGAUUAGAGACAAGGUAGUGGUGGAGGACAGUUCGACCUGAUCGAAAGACCUGAUCUGUCGGCGUGACUGCGGAAAACACAAACCACAAACUCUGGCAGUUGUCCGCCAUUCGUCUCCAAACAUCGUUUGGCUUUGACAGAAGGAGAGCGUGACAUCUACUGGGGGCUCAGGCAGUAUUCUCACACCAACUCCACUUUUUCAGUUUUAUGUGCGACAUCUGGAUUGAAGAAUAGAAGGUUGCUAAACCUUCUUUAAGCAUCAUCAUCACUGGACAUCGGGGAACGUGAUUCACCGGGCAAACUGAAGCAGACGACAUCCAUGGCGGAGCAAGGGACGCAGUCUUUCAUCAUCGUCAAGUAUGGAGACAACGAGGAAGCCAUCUUUAACCCCUGGUGUUCCACUCACACCCUCUUAGAGUGGAUACGACGGAAAUGCAAGUGUGACGAUAGCAUUGUUCUUGACCUGGUUGACCUCGAAGGUCAGAUAAAGAAUUUGUCGACGGGGGCGGACGACUACGCCUGUGACUAUGUCACACCCCGAGAGACUUACAUCCUCAUACGCGUGGACAAACAAGGAGACAACGGGCCCAAUCGCUACGUUUCGCUUCUCAACAACCUUGAUCAGUUCAGUCCUGACCUCAUGGUGAAGCUGAACAGCCUGUCCCGCCCGAGUACCCGCAACAAGAAGUCGGACCGCCUCAAACGCAACAACAACCGCCAGACACCACGUCCAACGAAAACAGCGGAAUCCACCGGAAAGAGACCUGUGAGUGGCGAACGAGAUCGUCCACGUCCGAGGCAAGGCAAAUGACUUCCGGUGAUGAAGAAGGAGUUGGGGGAUGGUGGUGGGGUGGACAACGGGUGGAGUCAGAAGUUGAAAUGUGUCCGAAACAUAGCCACGUCCAACCAGCGCGUGGUUUUUCUAUCACGUGACAGCCUUUUUUUCUUGCUGUUGGUGGUCACACAUCCUGGAUGAUGGAAACCAGUUCACUAUUGUGACGUAUCAGCAGGUUUUGUUGUUGUAAAUGUUGUAUCGACGUGGUAGAGGAGAGGAUUGGUUGGUGGGUGGGCUGGAGUGUGGUCUGUGUUGUCGCGCGCUGACAUUGCAUUUUACGAGAAACUGGAUGUAUGUGAUGUCAAUGACGGAGUUGCAGCGAAAAUAUGAAGGAAAAAUGCUAACUUUUGACAGCUUACAAACUGUUUUAUAACAUGCUGUUUUUAUUGCGCUACCAUUCAAAUUGACAGAAAUAUCAGCAUUUACAUAACGCAUAAAAAGGUUGAAUAUUUCACAAUAUGCAAAAAGAAAGUCUGAGAUCGUUCACAAAAUAAGUGCGUCUAUGAUUUUGACAAAUAGUUCUGGGUUGAUGACAGCGGCUGACGGAUAAUCGCCACGUCGCCUUUUUCCAUGGCAGCGGGUUCGGUAGGGGAAGGUCAGUCGAGUUCUUCUGCCGAUGACUGCGAUCUCCACCCCGCCUACCUGUCGAGAUAGCAAUUAAGAAAGACUGCACGUGUAGGAGUCUGCACCGCGGGUACCCAUACCUUCCCUCACUCGGUCGAAACAAUUUAAAAAACCGCCCAGAAGAAGUUCCGCCUUUAAGGGGACGGUGGGAAGUAGAGAUGGGGGAGGACCUAGGGACAUAUGAACGUACCUGCUACGGAUAUGCGCAAUGACGGCGUCCCAAUACACAGAUCAUUAGAAUACCUGAGCAUGAGGACCGUUCAACCAGAUCACUGCAGACGUUUACGUUUUCACAGAACGUACUCAGAGUACAUGAACCAUGUUCUUCACAAACUGUUCUCGCGUGUUAGAAUUUAAAGUGUAUACACAAUGCUAUGAGGCUUGUCCUUGUCAACACACUGGUUACAGAAAUAUCCUCCUUCUCUCCUCCUCCCUCUUUUUGUCUUUGUUUGUUUUUCCCUCUCCAUCUUUCUCAAUCUUGUUUUUCAUUUUGUUCUUUUUUUUCUUAGUCCAUUUUUCUUUCUUUGUCUCGGCUUCUUUGACGUUUCUCCUCAAGCGCGUUUAUAAGCGGAAUGCACUGAAAGUACAAUGACUACACUACAUAAUAUUAAAUAGACAAUAUAGUAUUGCAGCACGUUGCUAUUGGUGACGGGGGUUCGUUUGCAGAGGUGAAAAUUGCACGGGUGUAGGAUUUUGUCUUGUGUACCUUGGUGGUGGGUUUGUUUACAGUGGUUAAGAAAUUUUCUUUUUACUUUGAUAGUUUGUUCAUUCCACUGGUUUCCAUUGUGGAUGUUUUUGAUUGCGCAUUUGCGUGCGUGCGUGUGUGUACGUGUGUGUGUUUUCGUCACUUAAGUCUUUCGUUUACUGAACAGUAGAAAGAAGACACCAUUAAAGAACUACAUGUAUUUCUGUAUUUAUUUACUUAUUUAUGUACGUCAUUCAUGUCUCUUUGCGCGUGAGUGAUUUUAACAAAGUUUUUUGCACAAUGUCAAAAUAAACACAAUUUCUUAAAGAAUA